Pogonomyrmex barbatus (red harvester ant) is the source of this 768-nucleotide messenger RNA. RefSeq names its product NADH dehydrogenase (ubiquinone) subunit ND-13B (gene ND-13B). The record is from RefSeq and is a predicted model, not a curated record. Gene Ontology annotation, biological process: respiratory electron transport chain. NCBI's taxonomy places the organism in Eukaryota, Metazoa, Arthropoda, Insecta, Hymenoptera, Formicidae. Gene Ontology annotation, cellular component: respiratory chain complex I.
AAGAAUCGCAAUCUUUCGACUGGGAGAGUGCAUACAAAUUUUGAGGUUAAGAAAACUGAUGGAGUGAAGGGAGAGAGAUUUUCUGAUAUAUCGAGUGUUAGAUAAUAUCAUUCUGAUCAUGGCAGGUGCACUCAAAAAGUCUACAAAUUUGACAGGAUUAGCUGUUUGUAAGAAUCCUCACUUGGAAUUAGUUCCACUAUAUAAGAGGAUUUUGAGAGUGUUAGAAAAGUUACCAAAGGAUUAUACUUACCGGAAAGAAACGGAAAAGCUUGUCAAGGAUAGAAUGACAAUUAUGAAAUUGAAUGCAGAUGUGCAAAGUGUAGAGGACAAGAUUGGUUGUGGACAAGUAGAGGAGCUUAUAAUACAAGCGAGGAAUGAACUCUCGCUGGCAGAGAAGAUGGCGAUUUGGAAACCAUGGGAGAAAUUAAUACAGGAAGCACCGGCCAACCAGUGGACAUGGCCGCCGCAUAAAUAAUUCUGACUCAUAGAUAUUUGUAUAUAGUAUAGAUCCCAUGUCACUAUGAAUGAAUAGAUUGUGCAUUAUGUAUGAGAUUGUGAUAUCAAUGAAUCUGUUUGAUGCGCUGGAUCUGUUUAUUUAUUGCUGAAUUAAUGCACAUUUGUUGUACUUGAAAAUAAAAUAGAUAUGUUUGUUAUAUUAGUGAAAGUAAGAAACCUUAGUAUAGUUCAGCGAUAAAGAACAAGUCUAUUGCUACGUAAUAUUACGAAUAUUCAGUAAAUCUAAUUUGUUCUUGGCUUUACAGUAGAAAA